AUGGUUACAGUGGGAAGUGACGCCCUUUAUAGUGUUAUUUGUUGUGAUCGGGACGCAUUUACGCAGUUUGUUAAUUCACUGUUAUGUCGCGAAGAAAAUGUAAACAUGAGGCCACGGUUGGAGGAAGCUUUUCGACCUUUAUUAGAGUGUACAGUUGUUGGUCCACCAUCUCGAAAAAAUAUGAUGACAUUUCGAUUGCGUUUCGAAAAGUUUUUGAAUGCAAUCGCUGGAAUUCUUGUCGUGGAAUGA
This is a messenger RNA of Dracunculus medinensis (Guinea worm), 249 nucleotides long. Lineage: Eukaryota; Metazoa; Nematoda; Chromadorea; Rhabditida; Dracunculidae. The record is from the annotation of a GenBank genome assembly.